AUGACUAGCCCAAAGUCUCAAGGUCCAGAGAAAGCCUCGGCUUAUGGGCCUGAAAGUUCAAUAUUCAUUGUUGGCGCCUCAGUAUUUGGUCUUUCGUCUGCCUACCACCUCGCUACCGCCGGCUACAGCAACAUCACAGUGUUCGACCGUGCUGAGAGCCUUCCAACCCCGCACGCUGCAAGCAAUGAUUUAAACAAAAUCAUUAGAGCCGAGUACGGUGUGGGACAUGCCACGGAUGAUUUUUACACUGAUCUAGCACUGGAAGCAGUCGAAGCCUGGUCCUCACCCGAUUGGGCAUCAUGUUUUCGCAGAACAGGCUACGUGCGCCUAGCACGCCAAACAGAAUCGCAGAAAGCGAUCAAGACGGAUAUGGAAUAUUUCUCUAAACCUCGUUCACAAAGCAAUGAAAACAAUCGGUGGUUCCCACCACAUUCAUUUCACCCUCUGUCUACCCCAGAGGACAUUCGACAACUCAUACCGCAGAUGAUCGACACGGACAUAGGUGAGGAAUACCAAGGUGUGCUUAGCAAGUAUGCGGGGUAUGCAUUCGCCUCAAAAGCCAUCGAGCUGUUGCAUCAGCGUUGCACGGAUUUGGGUGUCAGGUUCUUCCUUGGUGCGGGCGGCGACAUAACCCGGCUACUACGAAAGCCUUCGGAUCAAAAACUCAUGAUCGGGAUCGAGGCAUCAAAUGGCUGUCAGCAUCUCCACCCUCCAGGAGCGUCCGGCUUGACCAUUCUGGCUAUGGGGGCACACCUACCAAGAUUAUUACCGGAGGCCAGAGCUCAGCUCACAGCCAAAGCAUGGUCGGUGGCGCAUCUGGAACUCACCUCAUCGGAGGCAGGCUUGCUGAAAGAUUCACCCGUGAUAAGUCUGAACGACCUUGGAUUUUGGAUUGAGCCUGUCCUCGUCAAGCCGGAAGAAAAGGAAGCCUAUCCGUACCUCCUCAAGUUCGCCGCACAUGGAGGUGGCUGGACACAAACUCUUGAGGAUGCUUCAAAGGACCAAAAUCAAGGAGGAGCAACACCAUGCUCACAUCCGCCCCAAGAACCUAUCUAUGCCAUACCUUCCUCCGAUGAAGAACUGCUCAGGAAACUUGUUCGACUCACUCUCCCGAAGGUACUGCAUGAUCGACAGUUUGUUAAAAAAUCGAUGUGCUGGUGUGCAGAUACAGCAUCUUCAGACUUUCUAAUCGAUUUUGCUCCGGGAUAUCGGGGACUGUUGGUCGCUGGUGCGGACAGCGGACAUGCUUUCAAGUUCCUACCUAUCUUCGGGAAAUGGGUAGUAGACGUCGUGAGGAUUGGCGAACAGGCUGAAGAACGAUGGCGCUGGAAAAUUGGUGGUAAUCGUUCUGAUGUUGGUGACAAUGUAGCGUGGAGGGGAGGCAGUGUUAGAGAUCUAAACGAUGUUACUAUGACUAGAUAG
This is a messenger RNA of Exophiala bonariae, 1422 nucleotides long. RefSeq lists its product as uncharacterized. The transcript has 2 exons. Gene Ontology annotation, molecular function: flavin adenine dinucleotide binding; saccharopine oxidase activity; sarcosine oxidase activity. The coding region runs from base 1 to 1422 and encodes 473 amino acids. NCBI's taxonomy places the organism in Eukaryota, Fungi, Ascomycota, Eurotiomycetes, Chaetothyriales, Herpotrichiellaceae. The record is from RefSeq and is a predicted model, not a curated record.